GUGAGGUGACUGUGGCCCUCGAGUGGAUUGUGGGUUGAGUGGACCUGGAUGCUCUUGCCGCUUGCGCGACGGAGUCUGGUGGCAGGUGCGGACGCGAUGAGAUUGGCCUUUAGCCGACGUGGGCCUAGCUGGGGAUGGGGAAGGAGCCGUUGGCACUUGUGCUUCCCUCUCCAGUAUUGGUCCUUGCUGGUCUUACGGUAUCAUGCCCUGAAUAUUACAAGGGGGACAGAUGGGAGUGGGCAGAGCAGACAAGGAGCAGAAGAAGGGGGAAGGAGCGAAGGGUAAAAGGCGAAAUUGGGACUGGGAAAGAACCAGGCCGGCAGAAGAGUGUCCAAUCUGGGGAAGUUCGUCACACACGAAGCAGGAAAAGGCUUUCUUGCUGCAGCCGGGAACUAGUGACAGUACUUUUUUCUUUUUUUGGUGUUGCACACGGCAAAGAGGCAGAAUGCAGAGAACCUUGGAAUGGUUUGUAGGUCUCAGGCUGGGAGAGAUGGACUAGACGCAAGUCCCUAUGUACGAAUACGGAUACC
This is a messenger RNA of Colletotrichum godetiae, 530 nucleotides long. RefSeq lists its product as uncharacterized. The record is from RefSeq and is a predicted model, not a curated record. The transcript has a single exon. Lineage: Eukaryota; Fungi; Ascomycota; Sordariomycetes; Glomerellales; Glomerellaceae. The coding region runs from base 135 to 473 and encodes 112 amino acids.